ACCCUCCCACGCGCACACACAACACACGCCCACCACCAGGGCGGCAAAAUGGUGAUGAUGGCUCAGAAGACGAAGGAGGCGGAGAUCACGGAGCAGGACUCGCUGCUUCUAACAAGGAAUUUGCUCCGGAUUGCUAUAUACAACAUCAGCUACAUCAGAGGCCUAUUCCCUGAGAAGUACUUCAAUGAUAAGUCUGUUCCGGCACUAGAGAUGAAGAUUAAGAAGCUGAUGCCCAUGGAUGCUGAAUCCAGGAGGUUGAUUGAUUGGAUGGAGAAAGGUGUCUAUGAUGCCUUACAAAAGAAAUAUCUCAAGACCCUUCUCUUCUGUAUAUGUGAGAAGGAGGAAGGCCCCAUGAUUGAAGAGUAUGCCUUCUCAUUUAGCUACCCCAACACAAACGGGGAAGAAGUUGCAAUGAACAUGAGUCGCACAGGGAGCAAAAAGAAUAGUGCCACAUUCAAGUCAAAUGCAGCAGAAGUCACUCCUGACCAGAUGAGGAGCUCUGCUUGUAAGAUGAUCAGAACGCUGGUUUCACUUAUGAGGACCUUGGAUCAAAUGCCAGAGGAGCGAACCAUUCUGAUGAAGCUGCUAUACUAUGAUGAUGCCACACCUGAGGAUUACGAGCCUCCCUUCUUUAAGGGUUGUGCUGAGAAUGAAGCCGUAAAUAUAUGGAACAAGAACCCCUUGAAGAUGGAAGUGGGGAAUGUCAAUAGCAAGCAUCUUGUGUUAGCUUUGAAGGUUAAGAGUGUCCUUGAUCCAUGUGAUGCUAAUGAUGCUAACAGUGAUGAUGACAAGAUGAGCUUGGGUCGUGAGUCAGACCAAGAUAAUGAUUUAUCGGACACCGAGGUUCGCCCAUCUGAAGUGGAUCGUUACGUCGUUGCUCCUAAUGAUGGAAAUUGCAAAGGUCAGAGUGGUACAAACUCAGAAGAUGAAACUCAAGAUGCUGCUCAUGAGGAAGAGCUAACAGCUCAAGUAAGAGCAUGGAUAUGCUCAAGAGACAUGGGUACUGUUAAUGCUUCAGAUGUCCUUUCCAACUACCCUGACAUAUCAUUGGAAAUGGUGGAAGAUAUUUUGGAGAGGCUACUUAAAGAUGGUUUACUUUCCAGGGCAGGCAAGGAUGGUUAUGCUGUUAACAAGGUUACUGAUCCCAAAACACCCUACAUAAAGAAAGAGAAAGAGGUUGCCAUGCACAAUGUUACACCUACUGAAGGAACCAAAAACAACGACACAGAUGUGAUGUACAUGAAGGCAUUAUACCACGCACUUCCAAUGGAUUAUGUGACUGUAGCUAAGCUUCAGGGCAAGCUUGAUGGCGAAGCCAACCAGACCACAGUCCGAAAGUUGAUGGACAAAAUGGUGCAAGAUGGAUACAUUAAGAAUUCAGGCAACAGAAGAUUAGGAAAAGCUGUCAUUCAUUCUGAAGUCACCAACAGAAAGCUCCUUGAGAUAAAAAAGAUACUGGAAGUUGAUAUCAGUGAUGAAAUGGCAAUUGACACCAACGCAAGGCCUGCUGAGUUUGACCGCAGAGAUCAUCAGAUAACUGACCAGGAAAUGAAAGAUGGCUCGACAAACGGCCGCUUCCAGUCAGUUGGAUCUGAUCUUACCCGCACACGGGAGCUACCGGAGCAGCAGCAGAAUAACAAGGACCCAAGCAGGACUCCCACAAGCAAUCGCGAGUCGGCUACGUCCCUGGAGAGUGGGGUGCUCGGGCAGAGGAUCAGGAAGUCUCUGGCUGGCGAAGAGUCGAUGGGCACGCCGGACAAGCGGACCAGGAAGACCAGCAUGGUGAAGGAGCCGAUCCUCCAGCAGGGCCGGCGCCACCGCUACUUCCCCGCCCACCGCGCCGCCCUCGCCGCCGCGCUCUCCGGCUUCCGCGCCAAGCUCGCCGACCUCCGCCGCGCGCUCCUCCGCCCCUCCGCGCCUGCCCCCCGCUCCCGCCUCUGGUGCCCCUUCUGCUCCGCCGACCUCGUCGACCUCGACAGCCGCUUCGCCUGUAGCAAUGCGAUUUACCAUCUCGCGAGCGAGGAGCACCUGAAGGGCGUCAAGGAUUUCCUGCGGAAGCAUGGGGGCGGGAUGGAUCAGGUCGAUUCGUUUAGGAUUUCAGAGGAUGAGCUUGCCAAGUGGGAGAAGGGCUGUGAGUCCUCCGGUACAGAAGCACAGGCAUUGGCCAAUGGCAUGAUUGGACCAUCUUUGGGGCCGUUGAAAGAUAUCCAAAAUGAAUCUACCUCUAAAAUUUUGGAUAGUUUUGCUGAAACUGACAUCCCAUCUUUUCGUAAUACUGCAUCUUGUGUUGUUAUGCCUUUACAAAGUCCUACCAAUGGGGCCUAUUACCCCACUAGUACAGCGUGUCAUGGAUCUUCCACCUCUGGAAGUGUUGCUUAUUCUGCUCCAUUUGGUACUUCCGGACUGCCUGUCAAACCCUGUGUCACAACACAUGGACAUCAGGGUAUGCCAAGUACAAACGUGUUUCAUAGUGCUGAUGCACAAAUGAAAGGUGCUCAAUCUACUUCCCUCGGAAAUGGACCAAAUCCACCGUCUUCUUCUUUUGUAUAUGUCCAACAGGGCCACUCUGGAGGGAAAUUCAAUCAGGGCCUGAAAGCAAAUGUGCAUACUGGUGCUCCUCCUCCAUGGUUAGAAGCUAGUGAGCAUGAUCCAAAGAAUGUGUCACUCGCCAGCUAUGCUCUUCCAUCUUCUCUGAAAGGAAAAUCAAGAAAACUUAACCCAAAGCGUGUUGGAGCUGCAUGGGCAGAGAGAAGAAGAGCUGAAAUGGAGAUGGAAAAGCGAGGUGAGGUCGUUGCAGAAACGCCUGAUGCUAGUUGGCUCCCUAAUUUUGGUGGUGUCUGGCAAUCUGGUUCACGAAAGGAAUCGAGGAAAGAGUUUGAGAAAAAUCAUAAGCUUAAAGAGGAGAACAAUCCUGAGUUACUCCCUGAGAUAAAACCAUAUAUCAGCAAAAGGAUGUGUAUAGGCUCUAAUAAAGAUGGACAACCGGACAGCACUGUAGAGUAGUGAGGAGAUGUGCAUUGUCCUGCCCGAUGCUUUAUGGAACAGAAAUCAGAGGCGCUACAAGAACGUCUGCACAUGUGCAAUUAAAUGUGGCAUUGGGUGCUCGUAGAUGGUCCUGCUAUCUCUUUUCCAAAUGCAAUAGACCCAACAACUGUUUCCUGCUUUCCGUCCAUCGCUAUGCGGUUUGGCGUCUGCAGAUUGUGGUCACGGUAGGUUUCCUGUAGAAGUUCUGCAAAAACGGUCCAGCGGGCAGCUUUUGUUUCCGUCCAGGAACGCUCUGGAUUGUGUCGCGGUUGAAGGAAAGGCAAUCUCUUGGGCGCAUGAUUGAAGAGAUUUUUUUUUAGUUUGACAGCGUGUGCAAUGCCAAUCAACCCAAGUGAACAAAAAGGUGGGACACUUUCCAAGAAGAGUUACCUGUCUUGUAAAAAUCUUUUCAGAAUGUUGGUUGGUGCCUUGGCCGCUGUGGGGGUGAUUGAUCGAGCUUGGAUUUGCUCCUGAUCAUAUGACAUGGAUAAUUGAUGGUCCUAGCUGAUAAUUAAGGUUGACUUAUAGGUUACAUAUAUGUCCUGUCAAAUCUUGCUUGUCGAUUUGGUAGCUUGGCAUCACAGUUGGAGCAAAACCGAGAGCGUAGGCCCUGAGCUUGUUUGUCUGAUGGCAUGUAAAGAAACCACGGCAUUUUUUACUAACGUUUUGAAAGGCUGCCGCUUGGCAUCUAUUUUCUGA
Messenger RNA from Triticum aestivum (bread wheat), 3723 nucleotides. Its product is annotated as meiosis-specific protein PAIR2. Bases 49 to 3003 code for a protein of 984 amino acids. NCBI's taxonomy places the organism in Eukaryota, Viridiplantae, Streptophyta, Magnoliopsida, Poales, Poaceae. The record is from RefSeq and is a predicted model, not a curated record. The transcript has 30 exons.